This is a messenger RNA of Closterium sp. Naga37s-1, 297 nucleotides long. The record is from the annotation of a GenBank genome assembly. Lineage: Eukaryota; Viridiplantae; Streptophyta; Zygnematophyceae; Desmidiales; Closteriaceae.
AUGGGAGUGUUUGGGGGUCGGGGAGUGGGAUUCGGAUUUGGUGCUGGAUGUGGCUUUGGCGUUGGUUGGGGGUUUGGAGGCGCACCAAUAAACUCGCUGGGCAUUGGAAUUGGCGGUGGCUGUGGCGUGGGUUUGGGCAUGGGGUGGGGCUUUGGCUUUGCGUAUGGGGCGAGGUACAUUGAGUCGCGCCCGCGCUUCCAGGGGGUGGACUUUGCGCGGUUGAGGGACGUGGUGCACCCCAAGCUGCACACUGCAGGGCAGGGGCAGGCUGGGGAGGAUGGUGGACGAGACGACUGA